Molecule: messenger RNA, 4023 nt
Organism: Oxyura jamaicensis (ruddy duck)
Lineage: Eukaryota; Metazoa; Chordata; Aves; Anseriformes; Anatidae
Gene: ITFG1
Product: integrin alpha FG-GAP repeat containing 1
Exons: 18
Coding region: 43-1869 (608 amino acids)
Cellular component (GO): plasma membrane
Source: RefSeq, a predicted model, not a curated record
CUGCCGUAAAGCGCUGCGGGCGGCGGGCAGUGCCGCGGCGCUAUGGGGGGCGGCCGCCGUGUGCCGCGGCCCGGCCCGGCCCUGCUGGUGCUGGCGGCCCUCGGCGCGGUCCUGGUGGGGCCCGGCGCGGCGCUGCAGAACGUCACGGCGCAGCUCUUCGGUGCCGAGGCCCACGGCACCCUGGCGGCGUUCGGCGACUUCAAUUCGGACAAGCAGACCGACCUGUUCGUGCUGCGCGGCGGGAAUGAGUUGAUUAUCUUUUUGGCUGACCAAAAGGAACCUUACUUUAAGCCUCGUGUCAAGCUACCAAUGAAAUCUCUAGGUGUUGUCAUAACCAGUGUAGUUCCUGGAGAUUAUGAUGGUGACUCACAAAUGGAUGUCCUCCUGACUACCCGGACACAAAGUCAUGGCAGAGAUGAACUUUCAUUGUUUAUUUUCUGGGGCCAUAACCAAACAUUAGAUCUUAACCAUAAAACUAUGCUAAAUAAGACCUUUCGUGAUGAGCCUCUAGUAAUGGACUUUAACGGUGACUUGAUUCCUGACAUCUUUGGUGUCACAAGCGAUUCAAGUAAGCCACAGAUACUGAUAGGCGGAAACUUAUCAUGGCAUGCUGCAUUAGAUACUCAAAGUAGCAUGUAUAUACCACACUCUCAUGCAUUUAUAGAUUUAAAUAAUGACUUCACAGCUGAUUUGUUCCUUACUACGUCCAAUCCACGCAGCAUUCAGUUUGAGACAUGGGUAAAUAAGGAUGGCAACUUCUCUAAAGCUGGAAAAAGUAAAGAAAUACCCAGUGGUGUGGUGAUUGUUGGGCAGUCUGUGUUUGCAGAUUUUGAUGGUGAUGGACAAAGUGAACAUUUGUUACCAGUCUGUGAAGACCAAGCAUGUCGAAAAAGUGCCAUCUAUUUAACUAAGCUAGGACUGGAUCAGUGGAUUCCAGUCUUGCAAGACUUCAAAAAUAAAGACACUGUUUGGGGCUUCGUACCACAUCAAACUGACAAAACGACAUCAGAAGUUAAAUUUCCAAUUACCCUUCAUAUUGGAGAUUACAAUAUGGAUGGCUACCCAGAUGCUCUUGCUAUUUUAAGGAACACAUCUGGAAGCAACCAACAAGCCUUUUUACUAGAAAAUGUCCCAUGCAAUAACGUGAGCUGCAAGAGCGUGCGUCGUAUGUUUAAAGUUUUUUGGGAGCUCUCAGAUCUAAAUCAAAUCAAGGACGCAGUGGUAGCAACCUUCUUUGACAUAUAUGAAGACGGAAUCUUGGAUAUCAUUGUAGUAAGCAAAGGCUAUUCCAACAAGGACUUUGCCAUCCAUACAUUAAAAAACAACUUUGAGGCAGAUGCCUAUUUUGUUAAAGUUAUUGUUCUCAGUGGCCUCUGUUCUAAUGACUGUCCUCGGAAAAUAACUCCUUUUGGUGUUAAUCAGCCUGGUCCUUACAUCAUGUACACAACUGUAGAUGCAAAUGGAUACCUGAAAAAUGGAUCAGCUGGACAACUUAGCCAAUCGGCACAUUUUGCUCUCCAGUUGCCGUACAAUGUGCUAGGCUUGGGACGUAGUGCUAAUUUCCUCGACCAUUUGUACGUUGGCAUUCCUCGUCCUUUAGGAGAAAAGUCCGUAAGAAAACAAGAAUGGACAGCUAUCAUACCCAACUCCCAGCUUAUAGUCAUCCCAUAUCCUCAUAACGUUCCUCGAAGCUGGAGUGCCAAGCUGUAUCUGACCCCAAGUAACAUUGUGCUGCUAACAGCUAUAGCAUUAAUUGGUGUCUGUGUCUUCAUCCUGGCAAUAAUUGGCAUAUUACACUGGCAAGAAAAGAAAGCAGAUGACAGAGAGAAGCGACAGGAGGCUCAUCGGUUCCAUUUUGAUGCUAUGUGACAUGCCUUAAUAUUUGUGAAGGAGCUGCUACUCUUUUGCUUAAUUGAAAUACUACAUUCUGAUUUGUAAAAUGAUUACUGUGGAAAAUACUGCUGGUGUGCUAUUUGUAAAUGUUGCAUUAUUUGGUAUUUAUUUGGAACGUAUUAAAGGUAGAGCUGAAUGUCUCGUAAGGCCUUCCAGGAAAAACAAAAUGUAUAUGAUAGCAUUUGGUCUUUAUUUAACAAAACUGUACAUUUAUUUUUCCUAGUAUGAGGGAUCAUACUGCAUGUACCAUUGUUUACAUACCACCCAUUCUUCAGUAAUACUCCGAUAGAAAUAAAGCUGUGUAAAUAACGUUUAGCAUUUCAGUGAGCAGAACACUUUGUACCACGUGAAUGGGUAUUGUCAUUUAUACAUUCCUGCAAAGUAAACUGCCUUUCUGAAAAUCCAUCUUGAGCAAUUUCUCAGAUGAUGUAAUAAUUAAUUGAUUGUACUAAAUGGUGCUCCAUCUGAAGUAGUCUGCAUUUUUCUUUAUUAAAAUCCAUAUGUGCAAUAGUUAAGAAUUUAGGAAUUGGAGAACUAAAAGAAACCUGUGCAGUUGAUGCUCGUUCAGUAACUCAUGGCAUAGAUACAGCAUUUGUAUGUUGGUUCUGGAGAGAAGAUGACACAUUUAAAAAUACAUAUAUAGUCAUAAAAUGUAUUCGCAUGACACAAACAACGGCUUUUGUAAGUAAACUGUAACCAAGCUUACUUUAGGAAGGCCUAAAGUCACGGAAGUAACUUUAGGGGUGUUUUUGCUAUUUAUUUUUAAGAAAGGUGGGGGAAAUGUUGUUUGGUCAGAUGUUCUUGUCUUUUAAAGAAAUUAAAAGAAUUUUGGAGUGGAAGGAGAACGAGCAUUGACUCCCUAAAAUUCAUUAUUAAUGGAUGAAAUUUGCAAAGAUGAAAUCAAGAAUGUAAUAGGAAGCUCAGAAUAAGCAAUGUACAAUAUGCCCAAAGUGUAAGUCUGUAAUAACUACAAAAGAAGAGUAGCUCAACUCCGUAUUAAAGUAGUGAUUCAUGUUAGAGUGGCUCACAAUAAUCAGGACCCUGGUAUACUCUCUAGAAAUAAUCAAGCUUGUAUUUUUGAUAGCUGUUCCUAUAUCCAUAGUGAUAUUAGUUUAUUUAUUAUUGUGCAUAUAAAUCUGUCGGCUUGCAUUCUUAAUAAAUACUGUUUGAUAAAUUAGAACACACUUUCACAACAAACAAACUUUAAAGGCAUUGGUCUUGCAGGCAAUCACCUCGGUAGUGUUAGUGAUCAGUAUCUCCUCCACGCUGAAAGCCGGUAUGCUUGUCAAUACAGGAGGAGUUAAGAGAGCAGGUACAAAACUUGAACUGAUUGUGUCCACCCUGAAUCACAACUCAAACACCUUGUCACGGGGCCAGUGCUGAACUGGCCCGUUAUAAUAGCAGCUCCAAGCCAAAACUGAGAAAAGUACUGAAAGUCUCCUCCAUUACCAAGUUUUUAUUUAUUAUUUCUUAUAUGAACUGUUAAGAUUCCAACAAAGGAGACUGUCAUAUUACAUUCCCCCAAUUAUUCAGAACAGCAUAUUUUCUUAAUAUGCACCUUUAAUAUUUCUCUUGAAGUAGCAUGGAAAGGUAGAUUAUUUUUUUUUAGAUAAAUCCUUAAGGCUAUUGUAUUUGUUAAACCCCAUUGAUAGAAUUCUCUCCUAAUAGCAAAUUUAAUAAAGGGUUUCAUAAUUAAGAGGAAGCACAAUUUAAUGUGUUCUUUCUUUUGGGUGGUUGGAGAACAAGGCUAAAUGCAAAAUGCCACUGUGGCAGCAAAGUCAGCUGUAGCUCUCUGUCACAAUAUAACAAGCAUAGAUUAGCCUCCUUAUGUUUUUUGGAAGAAAAAAAAAAAAAAAAAAAAAACAAUUAGGAAUGAAAUAACCUCAUGCUGACAUUUAAGCUGCUGUCAAGUUAACAGAACAAUGAACUCAGUAUCUGUUGCUUUAAGGUGGUUUGCAUGUUCAGUAGCGCAUCAUUGCAUCCCUUCAUGUACAACGCUUUCUUGGAGCCUUAAUAGCUUUCUUAUAAUAGACUUUAUGACAGGUUCCAACUGCUCAGAGCUUGGCUUACAACAGUCCACGCAUAUUAUUUUGAAUUAAGGCAUUAAAUAGUGUUAAACCUCUUGUCAAA